GAAAAACCAAACCCAAAAUGGCGAAUGUAACUCGUCAGUUCCUCCUCCUCAACCCCCAUCACUACCACCCUCAGGCCACCCUUAAAAGUUCCUUUCUAUUAUCCAAGCUUCCUCGCUCUGCCUCAGGCUCAGGCUCAGGCUCAGGCUCAGGCGCUCGUUAUGCCCCUCGCUCUCGCAAUUUCUCCACCACUCCACUCCUUUGUUCCCUCUCUCAUCCACUCCCUCAGAGUUCGGAUGCUGGAGCGAAUGCAUCCAUUGUUGGGGAUUUACUGGACUAUCUCAAUGAGUCAUGGACUCAGUUUCACGCCACGGCUGAAGCAAAACGACAACUAAUUGCUGCUGGUUUUCAUUUAUUGAAUGAAAAUGAUGAAUGGGACCUCAAACCGGGCGGCCGCUAUUUCUUUACACGAAAUAUGUCUUGUUUGGUUGCAUUUGCUGUUGGAGAAAAAUACAAGGUUGGCAGUGGCUUUCACGUGAUUGCUGCUCACACAGAUAGCCCAUGCCUAAAAUUGAAACCCAAAUCAGCAUCAUCCAAGGCUGGUUAUUUAAUGGUCAAUGUGCAGACAUACGGAGGUGGUUUAUGGCAUACUUGGUUUGAUAGAGACUUAACAGUGGCAGGAAGAGUCAUAGUGAGAAAUGGCAAUGAUUCCUUUGUACAGAAACUUGUGAAAGUGCAGAAACCUUUACUGCGAAUACCCACACUUGCCAUUCAUCUUGACCGCACAGUGAACAAGGAUGGAUUUAAACCAAAUCCAGAGACUCAUCUAAUUCCGUUACUUGCAUCAAAAUUGGAGACAUCUCUGGACUCAACAGAUAAGAAUUCUACAUCUUCUAAAGAUGCUCAUCAUUCAUUACUUAUGAAGGUUUUGUCAGAUGAGCUUAGUUGUGAAGUUGAUGACAUAAUGGAUAUUGAGUUGAGUAUUUGUGAUACUCAACCAAGCUGCCUUGGUGGGGGAAACAAUGAAUUUAUUUUUUCGGGAAGACUAGAUAACCUUGCUUCAAGUUAUUGUGCUUUAAGGGCUCUCAUUGAUUCUAGUAAAUCUAGCAGUGAUUUAUCAAGUGAACACGCAAUCCGGAUGGUUGCUUUGUUUGAUAAUGAGGAGGUGGGUUCAGAUUCAGUUCAGGGGGCUGGUGCUCCAACCAUGUUUCAGGCCAUUAGACGCAUAAGUAGUGGCCUAACAGAUUCAUAUGCUGGUGAAGGUGCUUUUGAGCGCACAAUUCGCCAAUCAUUUCUUGUUUCUGCAGAUAUGGCUCAUGGAGUUCACCCAAAUUUUAUGGAUAAGCAUGAAGAAAACCACCGACCAAUGAUGCAAAAGGGACUUGUUAUCAAGCACAAUGCUAACCAGCGGUAUGCUACUAGUGGAAUCACAUCAUUUCUCUUCAAAGAAGUUGGGAAGAUUCAUAACCUUCCAAUUCAGGAAUUUGUGGUGAGAAAUGAUAUGGGGUGUGGAUCAACUAUAGGUCCUAUUCUUGCUUCUGGGGUUGGCAUCCGUACUGUUGACUGUGGAAUUGCGCAACUUUCCAUGCACAGUGUGAGAGAGAUAUGUGGAAAGGAAGAUAUUGAUAUUGCUUACCAGCAUUUCAAGGCAUUCUACAAUACUUUCUCAAGUAUUGACAGGAAGCUGAAUGAAGACUUGUAAGUUUUCAAGACAAUCUACAAAACAUUCUAAAGUAUUGACAGGAAGCUGAAUGCAGACUUGUAACAAGAAUUCUAGUUGAAGCAAAGAUACAAUCGAUUCUUUGUUUGGAGAUUGUUCUCACCCAAGGAAUAUGGUUUUCAACAAUGUAAAAUGGACUUUGAUCAAGAUUUGCUGAAUUUGAUCAAACCCGUGGAGGAAGUGGAGCUAUCGUCACUUUCACUGUUAGGAUUUUGACUGGAGGUUGCGCUGGACAGCUUGUGUUUCAGCUCGGUCAGUAAAGCUUGGUUCUCCUUAUUGAGUCUUUGAGCUUUCUUCCUCAACAGUUCAUUUUGCUGGAUUAUGUAACAAUUCUGCAAAUACAGCUCCGAGUUCACCUUAUCCAUUUGAGACUGCUCUGAACCUUGAAUUAUAAAACAAAAUUAUGUUAUCAAAUAAAAAUCAUUGUUGGUAGUAAACAA
Humulus lupulus (European hop) is the source of this 2098-nucleotide messenger RNA. RefSeq names its product probable aspartyl aminopeptidase. Lineage: Eukaryota; Viridiplantae; Streptophyta; Magnoliopsida; Rosales; Cannabaceae. The coding region runs from base 18 to 1640 and encodes 540 amino acids. The record is from RefSeq and is a predicted model, not a curated record. Gene Ontology annotation, biological process: proteolysis. Gene Ontology annotation, molecular function: aminopeptidase activity; zinc ion binding. The transcript has 11 exons.